Molecule: messenger RNA, 1236 nt
Organism: Peronospora matthiolae
Lineage: Eukaryota; Oomycota; Peronosporomycetes; Peronosporales; Peronosporaceae
Source: the annotation of a GenBank genome assembly
AUGUUCUCCAACUCCCUGCGGCAACGCGUCUCCACGAUACUUCAGAACUCCACACGCCUGCGCGCACGCUCGAUCGGGUUCCUGUCGACGCUGCCCGAGGAGCACGUGAUGUUACGCGACAUGUGCGUGCAGUACGCGGCCAAGAACCUCACGCCAAUCGCUGGAGAGCUGGACAAGGAGCACAAGUUCCCGGCUCAGCAAGUAAAAGAGCUGGGGGAAAUGGGGCUUAUGGGCGUCGCUAUUGACGACACAUACGGAGGAGCAGGACUGGACUAUCUGGCUUAUGCUAUUGCUAUCGAGGAGAUCAGUCGAGGCUGUGCAUCAACGGGCGUCGUCAUGUCGGUGAAUAAUUCACUCUACUGUGCACCGCUCGAUGCGUUUGGUACGACGGAGCAGAAGGAGAAGCACUUGGUACCAUUUGCUUGUGGCGAGAAGCUUGGCUGUUUCGGUUUGAGCGAGCCGGGGAAUGGCAGUGAUGCUGGUGCGGCAUCGACCACGGCACGGGCUACUGGGAAGGGAUAUGUGCUGAAUGGUACAAAAGCGUGGAUUACGAAUGCUCACGAUGCUGAUCAAGCAAUUGUGUUUGCUACGACGGACAAGUCGCUUAAGCAUAAGGGCAUUAGCGCGUUUAUUGUGCCGACUGACGCGCCAGGCUUUUCACUGGGAAAGAAGGAGGACAAACUCGGCAUUCGUGCGUCCAGUACAGGCAACCUUAUCUUUGAAGACGUCGAGAUUCCGAAGGAAUGUCUUCUUGGCAAAGAAGGAGACGGGUUUAAGAUCGCCAUGGUCACGCUGGACUCCGGUCGCAUCGGCAUUGCAGCGCAGGCACUGGGGAUUGCUCAGGCCUCGUACGAUUGUGCUAUCGCGUAUGCGCAGACCCGCAAAACGUUCGGUGUGCCUCUGGCAAAGAAUCCUGUUAUUCAGACUAAGCUGUCGACAAUGGCCACAGAAAUUGAGGCCUCGCGUCUGCUAACGUGGAAAGCUGCUGUCGAGAAAGAUGCGGGUCGACCCUAUACAAAGCUGGCCGCCAUGGCGAAGCUCAAGGCGUCGGAAGCUGCCACUAUGUGCUCCCACCAGGCCAUCCAAGUGCUCGGUGGCAUGGGCUACGUGUCUGAAAUGCCAGCUGAACGCCACUAUCGCGACGCGCGCAUCACGGAGAUUUACGAAGGCACGUCAGAGAUUAUGCAUCUCGUCAUUGGCGGUGCCUUAAACAAGGAAUUCGCCGAGACUAACUAG